This is a messenger RNA of Aureococcus anophagefferens, 1518 nucleotides long. RefSeq lists its product as hypothetical. The annotation marks the transcript as partial. The record is from RefSeq and is a predicted model, not a curated record. NCBI's taxonomy places the organism in Eukaryota, Pelagophyceae, Pelagomonadales, Pelagomonadaceae. The transcript is spliced from 3 exons. Gene Ontology annotation, cellular component: membrane.
AAAGCAUCCACGCUUCGAGACUGUUCCGAGAGAUGAUCGCUCGUCCAAAAGUCAGCCGAAACGAGUGGAAAACGGCAGAGAUCGGAGCCUUUGAAGUUGGGAAUUUCGCUCUCUUUUGCUGCCCUAGAAGUCGCGGUUCGUGUCGACCUUGACCUCGGACCGGCUCGCGUGCGCGAAGCCCCAGGGGUUCGUCAUGGGCAUGGCGUAGAGGACCCGCUUCCGCGCCAGGAGACCGAGCCAGCGGAGCCGCGCGGCGCCCGCCGCGCCCGCGCCGAGGCUCGCGACGCGCCGACGGCGAGGAGCCGCAGGAACGCGAAGGUCGACAGCGGGCCGACGCGCUCGUCGCCGUGGAGCGCGCCGCUCAGGAAGACCUCCGCGCGCGCGCUCGCGUUCGACCGCGGCGCCGCGCCCCCGCCGCGCUCGCCCGCGGCCGUGCCCGCGCCGCGCGCCGCCGCGGGCAGGCUCCCAAAGUCGGACACGACGACGACGACGUGCUCGCAGCUCCGGUGCUUCGACCCGCAGGUCCCCGCGACGCCCGCGCCGUACUGGCCCCGGUAGGCGUCCGACGCGAGGAAGACGCGCACGAAGCGCGGGUGGGCUUUGGCCAGCGCCUGGAUGUCGUCGUACAUGCGGUCGUAGGACACGUCGGCGUAGCGCUUGCCCCGGGACGUCGCCAGGAGGUCGCCCAGGCCCAGGAGGGCCGCCAGCCGCAGCCAGAGGGCCGCCAUCGCUUCGCCUGCGAUUGCACGCUUUUGCGGACGACGAUGUCCUCGUGCGCGCGCCUCUAGAUGCCGCCGAAGAAGGACGCGGAGGUCGACUACAAGAUCGCCUGCCACCACACGCUGUCGGCCGACGGCACGGUGCUCAACAACGACGAGCCGGCGCCGCCCGAGUUCAUCGCGUGGCACGAGGCGAAGACGUCGCUGCGCGCGCCGUCCGGGGCCGCGACCUGGAAGCUGAGCGAGGUGAACCUCUUCUUCCUCUCCGGCGGCGCCAUCGCGCCGGCUAAAUAAGACCCAUGGCCGCGCUGAGGUGGGCCGCCGUCGCCCUCGGCGGCGCGCCCUUCGCGGUGUCCGUCUACGCGCUGCGCGGCGCGUGCGCGGCGGCCGCGGCGCCGGAGACGUUGCGCGCGGCGGCCUGCGAGGCCUACGCGGACUGGCCCGUCGUGGCCCUCAACCUCGUCUACUGGCCCACGUUCUGCCUGCUCUUCUGGGUCCACUCGCUCGCGGCGCGGUCGACGUGGCUCAUCGACCCGUACUGGACGCUCAUCCCGCUCUACGUCUACGGCUACUACGCGAGCCACCCGCUCGCGUGCGCCGCCGGGCCGCGCCAGCUCCUGGCGGCGGCGCUCCUCGGCGCCUGGAGCCUGCGGCUGAGCGGCAACUACUGGCGCCGCGAGCGCUACACGCCGGGCGCGCGCGAGGACUGGCGCUUCGCCGACCUCCGCGCGGAGCUCGGCUGGCUCUGGUACCCCCUGUCCCUGCCCGUGGCCUACGGGUCCCAGCAGGGCAUGCUCCU